Molecule: messenger RNA, 1023 nt
Organism: Pomacea canaliculata
Lineage: Eukaryota; Metazoa; Mollusca; Gastropoda; Architaenioglossa; Ampullariidae
Product: 26S proteasome non-ATPase regulatory subunit 10-like
Exons: 6
Coding region: 56-733 (225 amino acids)
Molecular function (GO): protein binding
Source: RefSeq, a predicted model, not a curated record
UCGUCAUUAAUCCUUCCGACCGGAAGUUGAUUUGUACGUUUCAAAACAAUCCAAAAUGUCUGCUGCUGAUGAGGUUUGCAAGUUGGCUUACGAUGGAAAUUUCCCGCAGUUUAAGCUGAAAGUUGACAAUAACCCUUCUCUUGCAUCAGCAGUGGACUCGUCAGGGAGACGGCCGCUUCUCUGGGCUGCCUGUGGUGGUCACAUGGAUAUUGUUGAGUACCUGCUGCGACUAAAAGUUGAUGUGAACGCUUGGGAUGAGACUAGUUGGACACCCCUGAUGAUAGCAGCAUCAGCAGGCAGGGAGGAAAUUGUCAGGAUACUUAUAAGUCAUGGAGCUUACAUUGAUGCUUCCAACUCAAGUGGUCAAUCCCCCCUGCACUAUGCAGCAUCAAAAGACAGACCAGGGAUCACAAAGAUUUUAUUGGAGAAUGGAGCAGACCCUAACAAAACUGAUUACUAUGGCCACACUCCCUUACAUCGUGCCGCCUCAAAAGGCAAUGCAAAGAUAGUCAAGCUGCUUCUUGAACAUCAGGUGGACCUUGACCCUCGGGAUGCCACAGGCUCAACACCUUUGCACAUGGCAUGUGAGGAUGACAAGGCAGAAGUGGCAUACAUUUUAGUAGACCAUGGUGCCAGAGUAGACAUUUUGAACAAUGAUAAGAAGACGCCUCUGGAUGUUGCACCAAGGGGCUUGCGAGCAUCAAUCAAAGCACGUCUUGAACCAGACAGAUAAAAGAAUUCUGUCCCCUUUUAGAAAACUUCAAAUGCCGAUAUGACCACAGAAAUACUUCACAUCAGGAUUCCUUCAAAUAUCUCAUGGUGCUUUUGCUUGCAUUCUGGCCUGGGUGGGAAGUAAACUCUGCUACAGCAGACACUUGUAUGCUAAGCAGUAUUAGCUGCAACAUGUCUACAACUUAUACUUACCAUCUCCAGUUACACCCACUUCCCACACUGGUCCUGUAUUGCACACAGAUAAUGUUUAAAAAUGUCUGUGAUAAAGGAAAUAAAAAAGCCACAAGCUCA